Penicillium soppii is the source of this 1161-nucleotide messenger RNA. Its product is annotated as alpha/beta hydrolase. The record is from RefSeq and is a predicted model, not a curated record. The transcript is spliced from 2 exons. NCBI's taxonomy places the organism in Eukaryota, Fungi, Ascomycota, Eurotiomycetes, Eurotiales, Aspergillaceae. Gene Ontology annotation, cellular component: endoplasmic reticulum. The coding region runs from base 1 to 1161 and encodes 386 amino acids. Gene Ontology annotation, biological process: regulation of lipid storage.
AUGGAGUUGGGACUCGCACUAGCCAUUGUUGCCAUCUCAGCAACAAUUUGUGUUACCUUGUACAGACAGGUAUGCCUCUCUUUGGAGGAUAUACAAUACUCUCCCGAAGAGCACACCUUUACGCCUGCCAGUGCCAGACCAGCGGCGCAAGAAGGGGAAAUAUUCACCAAGCCAGUGUACCCCAUAGACGCCUUCCCAGGAAGCAGGCAGGUUAAGACUGUAUAUGGAACAAUCCAUGUAUUUGAAUGGGGGCCUGAAGAUGGGGAGAAAGUUUUGCUUAUACACGGCCUUGGCACACCAUGUAUAGCACUGGGUGACAUGGCUAAAGAGUUGGUUCGCAAAGGCCACCGAGUCAUGAUAUAUGAUCUGUUUGGUCGGGGCUACUCUGAUGCGCCGAAUGACCUAGUGUGCGAUGCAAGACUCUACACCACACAAAUCUUGCUUGUGCUCUCUUCUUCUCCGCUAUCAUGGACUGGUGAUUCUGCCUUCCAUAUCAUUGGAUUUUCCCUGGGUGGCUCGAUUGCCGUGGCUUUCGCCGCUUACCAUGCGACUAUGCUUCGCUCUAUAACUCUGGUUUGCCCUGGCGGCCUCAUACGCACGUCACACCUGAAGCCUCUAGAUAAAAUUUUGUACUCCUCCACCAAACUUGUACCUGAGUGGCUUCGCCUUAAACUCUUCCGCGACAGUUUGGAGCCAAGAAACGGCGCGGCCUGUGCAGAUGUUCCGGGGGAAAUGGAGGACGAGGAUGAUUUGGCCUUCGAUGAUGUGCCGAUUGCGGAGGAUCGGCCACAAGUCACUGUCGGAGAUGUGAUUCGAUGGCAGCUAGGGGCCAAUGCUGGAUUUGUGCGGUCUUAUCUGAGUACACUCCGUAGUGCUCUAGUCUAUAGACGACAUGAUAGGACAUGGAGAAUCUUGGCCGACGAGCUCGCCAGGAGACGCACAGGAGAUGCUUUACCGGGCUUGACAGGCGGAAAGGUUUGCCUGAUAGUGGCGACUAGUGACGUUAUUGUGGUGGGUGAUGAAUGUGCCUCUGACGCUGCGGAGAUACUUGGGACAGAAGCUUUGGAGACUCACGUUCUGAGCGGAGGGCACGAGAUUGCAAUCUCGAGAUCGAGAGAUGUGAGCUCAAUAGCUAUGGCAUUCUGGAACAGAAAAUUAUAG